Psilocybe cubensis is the source of this 585-nucleotide messenger RNA. RefSeq lists its product as uncharacterized. The transcript has a single exon. The record is from RefSeq and is a predicted model, not a curated record. The coding region runs from base 1 to 585 and encodes 194 amino acids. Lineage: Eukaryota; Fungi; Basidiomycota; Agaricomycetes; Agaricales; Agrocybaceae.
AUGUCGUCUGCUUAUUUUUCGACUGUCACCGUCCUGGAACUCGCCACGUCUCUUACAUUCUAUUAUGGAGAGAGAAUUUAUCAUUCAUUCAAUCGAUUUAUGUCACACUUCUCUGCGGUGGAAACUUUGAAAAUAGAUGAGGAAGGUAUCUUCAUCCUAACGCAAUACAUCGAAACCGACGAAUCAGAAGCACCAUUAUUUCCAAUGCUGCGCUAUCUUACCGUGUCAAAAAUGGAUUUUAACACACAUAGAAAGCGCAAAUGUCAUUGUAAAUAUCAUCCGGGGCGUUUUUCAGGUUCCAUCGAGCAAUUUCUCAAGUGGCGAAGUAAUCGAAGCAUGCCUAACAUUCAGAUCCUGUCCUUGGACCGCACUUCCUCCGAGUCUCCUAAAUACGAAGAUCCGUCUGGUCGUGGUAUGCGUAGUCUUGAUCCUGCUCUGGAUGAACUUGCGGGCAUGAAGGUUGUUUGGAAGUUCGAAGAUCGUGUAGUUGAAUACGAAUGUGGAAGUGGAUUUCCAGAGCGGCUGAAAUAUGAUGAAAUUUAUCGCCAUUGCGAGAUUUGGAACAGAAAUGCCAAUUUUUUUUAA